AUUAUUCAGUCGUAAAUAAAAAAAAACGAUUUAUUUUUAAUUUAAUUUUUAUUUUCUCUCUCAAAGUUUCUUGGGAGAGCAACAAUGGCGAUGAGGAAGCUUUUAUCGAAGAAACUCUUCAAUAUCACGAAUGUUGCAUCACAGAGUCUUAUGAAUUGUCGUAUAUCAUCGUCUUCAUUAGCCGUACGAACCAGAGUUCCAACGGAUUCAACAGAUACGACCAAAAUCUCACCGGAGCCUGGAGAUUCAACGAUUUCGCGGCGGUUUAUGCACAAUAGCGCUAUGAUUAGGCCGGAGAUUAUGCAGAUGCCGAUUGGAGAGAGUUUGAUUGAGAAACUCCGUGAGAUUGAUGGAAGCAAGGACCGGAUUCGAUUAGACGGACUUGCUCCGCCGGAGAGGGAGACGAGUUUGACGGUGGCGGAUACGAAGAAGCUUCUAAGAGCGGCGCAGAUCGAGAUUGUGAAAUCGAAGCUUAGAGAAACGGGAAGAAGCUGGAUGACGUAUUCGGAAUUCGUUAGCGUUUGUGGUGAAGCUUCUUCAGAUCCAGAUCUCGGAUCUAGAAUCGCGAAGAUGCUUGAUGAUUCAGCAAACGUCAUCGUUUUGGGAGAUUCCGUUUGUAUUAGACCUGAUCAGGAGAAUCAAAAACCUCUGUGUUUUUAUACCAGAGUUACAAAAUCCAUUGAAGGGUUGCUUCCUUUGCCAAAGAUUCAUAACCCAAAUGACCCACGGAGAAUCGAGUUGAAAGAGCUUGAAGCUGAAAAGGCAGUGAUCGAUGUGAAAGCGCACUCUUUGGUGCGGAAAGAACUUUGGGCUGGUCUUGGUUACUUGAUCCUACAGACCGCGGGGUUCAUGAGGCUAACCUUUUGGGAACUCUCGUGGGAUGUGAUGGAACCGAUAUGUUUCUAUGUCACGUCGGUAUACUUUAUGGCUGGUUACGCGUUUUUCCUCAGGACAUCGAAAGAGCCUUCUUUUGAAGGGUUUUACCAAAGCAGGUUCGAGGCGAAACAAAGAAAGUUGAUGAAUGAUUAUGAGUUUGAUCUCGAGAGGUAUGAGGAACUGAAGAAGCUAUUUUGCUCUAAGCCUUCAGCUCAUGUUUCCAAGAUUCUUGGAGCUAUCAAGAAUUAAAUUUUGAUUAGGAAAAAAAUUGCUUAGAUUCAA
Messenger RNA from Arabidopsis arenosa, 1158 nucleotides. NCBI's taxonomy places the organism in Eukaryota, Viridiplantae, Streptophyta, Magnoliopsida, Brassicales, Brassicaceae. The record is from the annotation of a GenBank genome assembly.